Anneissia japonica is the source of this 2078-nucleotide messenger RNA. Its product is annotated as alpha-N-acetylneuraminide alpha-2,8-sialyltransferase-like. Gene Ontology annotation, molecular function: alpha-N-acetylneuraminate alpha-2,8-sialyltransferase activity. Lineage: Eukaryota; Metazoa; Echinodermata; Crinoidea; Comatulida; Comatulidae. Gene Ontology annotation, biological process: N-glycan processing; oligosaccharide metabolic process. The record is from RefSeq and is a predicted model, not a curated record.
CAAAGUGAGGCGCGACCGAAACGUUCUGUAUUCGGGUAUAAGACGUGGUAACAAAAACAGGCUUUCUUCUAUUUAGUGUGUAGGCCUACAUUAGAAUUUCCAUGGAAGAAUUUGGUUACCGAUUUCACACGUAAGGAAAACUAUACUGCAAGAUUAUAGGCCUAUAUUUCUGUUGAUAUAUGUUUGUUUGGCGGUUUUAAAAAACCCGGCGAGACUGGAUAGUGUUAGUUGUACAACAUGGACAACAGCCGCCUGAGUAGUUACAAUUGAAGGACUUGCGACACGAACUGGCUCUACGAUAGGCACAUAAAAGCAAUGCUUUUUGGAGCACAUAUUACGACCAUCGAGGCUACCUUAUGAGCAGAAGAGAAGAAAAUAAAUUUAACUUACAAGAAAUUGCGAGGACACUUCGUCUUCCAAAUCAAAUAAAUCCAACUAAUCUAGCAGAUUUUAAAAAAAGCUUUUUCAAUUAUGUUGAUCCGAAGACGAUAAUAAUUACAAAACAGAACAUGAAAGUAGGCGAGGAGGUCGGUAUAUAUUUUGACACCACUGUUAAAAUCCGAGUUGAUGAAGACUUUUACAGUUUAUUGCCAGAUGGGUUACCUUUAAAGAAGACAUAUUCAAAAUGUAGUUUAGUUGGAAGCAGUGGAAUAUUAUCAGGAAGUCAUUGUGGUAAACAGAUCGAUGGUUCAGAAUUUGUAAUAAGAAUGAAUGCGCCACCUUUACAGAAUUUUUCAACGGAUGUCGGCCUUAAGGCAAAUUUAACGACUAUGAACCCAUCCAUAGUAUCAAAAAAAUACUUUUAUCUAAUACGAAAAACAGAUAAGGACAGUUUUCUGAGUAAAAUGAGAGAAUUCAAAACGUAUCUUUAUAUUCCUGUAUUCUCAACUCCAAUUGGUUUUGAUAUCAGCGUGAACGUAGCAAAAACAAUUAAAAAUAUAAGCAGUUAUCCAGUUAAGCCGUUGUUUAUGCACCCGGAUCAUUUCCUUGCCUCCAGUAAAUUUUGGAAAUCUAGUGGAAUAACAGCUGAGAGAAUAUCUUCAGGGUUAUAUAUGGUCAGUGUUGCUAUAACGUUGUGUAACGAGAUAAAUCUCUUUGGGUUCUGGCCGUUUCAUUACGACCACAACAACAAAACAGUAGACUACCAUUACUAUGGGCAGGGAUUUGUGCCUUUACCUAAGGUGCAUCACUUCGCGGAAGAGUUUAAACUUCUACUUGAUCUUCACGAUAGGGGAGUGCUGAAAAUGCACGUCGGGACGUGUAAUGAACCAUGAAACGCAAGAUGACGAUACUGGAAUAUACCUGUCAUCAUUAAAAAAAUAUAUAGCCUGGACUUACCGCAUUAAACAUGCCAACUGCGUCGUCCGCGGAUACUUCAGACACUUCUGUACCUGGUUACACACCAGGGUAGAUUCCGAUGCAGAGACAAGUGUGGUGUCACAGGCAACAGAGCCAGGCGGAUUCGAAACAACUUCUGGCUAUAAUAGAUGAGAUGCUGCUUUUGCAUAUAAUAUAGCUUUGAAUGUAAUGCCAGUAUGCUUUCAUUUUUUCUAUGCGUUGUAUAAUUAUGCAAAUUUCCUCCAUUUAGGCCUAUAUUGUAUACUGAUAAUUCCGAUCGGUAUUAUAAUUGUAUUAUUUAUGAAUAGAAUUAUGAUCCCAUUCUUUUAUUUAUUAUGAUGAUUUGAUGUUAUCCAAUUCGUUCAACGUGAUGUUGUUUUUGUUUUUGUUUUUUGUUUUUUUGUUUUUUUGCAAAAACACAAGUUACAGGUUAAAACAAAACUUGGAAUUUACAUUACUAUAAUUUGGUUUAUCCCUCCUCUAGUAUUGUACGUUUAUAGCUAAAUCCACAUUUUACUGAAAUUUACCAAUAAGCUGAAUUUAGUUAGGUAAAUACAGUUACCAGUAUGCAAUGUUUACUCCACUGUUAUUACCGUAUCACUUAUAUAGUAAUUUUCUUUGUGACCAUUGUAGGCAUAUAAUUCGUCGUGACCGACAAGAUAACAUAGCGCAAUAAUGACUGAAUAACUGAUACAUGAGUUUUCAUUUAACAUUAAACUUUUCAUGCGAUACAGAAAGUA